AGUUCUCCUGCCUCAGCCUCCCGAGUAGCUGGAAUUACAGGCGUGCACCACCAUGCCUAGCUAAUUUUUGUAUUUUUAGUAGAGACGGGAUUUCACCAUGUUAGUCAGGCUGGUCUGGAACUCCUGACCUCAUGAUCCACCAAUCUAGGCCUCCCAAAGUGCUGGGAUUACAGGUGUGAGCCACCGCACCCGGCCUUCUUUGAGUCUCUUAGCUCAGUCUCAUUAGGCAGAACUGAGUCUCACCUUCGCAUAGAUCCGACACACUUCCUAAGCCCCACUGGGAUCAGCGAUGCCUGGAGGCAGCGGGUAGGAACGUUCCCAGCUGUAGCUGCACCCUGAUGGCCUCCGGUAUGUUUGACAAAGGGAAUGAUAAUGCUGUCUACUUACGGGGCUGUUAAGAGAAGGAUCUUGCAUGAAACGCAUUGAGCAGUAGGACUUUUACACAUUAGCAUUCAAAUAAUGCUAAAGAGGGUGGAGAGAAGAAUGGCAGCUGUGGGUGGAUGAAGGGGGUGAGGUUGAAGAUGGGCAGCCGGUGCACAGGAGUCAAUGAUGCGGGUAACAGGGCCUUGGGAGACACCUGGAGAUUCUAACGCCUGCCCUUUGUGGCAGUCACACCUGAGGAGUUAAAAACGAACCUAAACAAUUGCCCUCUGGGUCUAGCCCUCAUUAUCCAUGACAGCCAAUGAAAAGGGAGAGAUUCCGUGGCCAGUCAGAGAGCCGCCCUGGCUUUUUAAUGCUCGGUGUCCACAGCUGCUCUUUGAUGAGUGCCAGCCGGGAGGACCUGGGUCUGGGUUGGGUAUCAUUCAUUCUCUAUUUUUGAGGAUCUUUAUUUUCCUUCUGGAGACACCGGAGCCCGCAGUCCUGGGACGAGAUGGCAGAAUCUUUUUUUUCGGAUUUCGGCUUGUUGUGGUAUCUGAAGGAGCUCAGAAAAGAAGAGUUUUGGAAAUUUAAGGAGCUCCUGAAACAAGCAGCUUUGAAAUUGGAACAGAAGCCGAUCCCCUGGACUGAGCUGAAAAAGGCUUCCAAGGAAGACGUAGCGAAGCUGCUGGACACACACUACCCAGGAAAACGGGCGUGGGAGGUGACGCUGGACCUGUUCCUACAGAUCGGUCGGGAAGAUCUCCGGACGAAGGCUCAGGAAGAGAUGCGUAAGCUAAACCCAUAUAGAAAACAAAUAAAGGAAAAGUUUCAACUCAUAUGGGAAAAGGAAACGUGUCUUCAGGUCCCCGAGCAUUUCUACAAGGAAAGCAUGAAACACGAGUGCACGGUGCUGAACAAGGCAUAUGCUGCUGCGGCCGCGCCGGUCACUGUGGUCGUGGAGGGUCCUGACGGAAUCGGAAAGACGACCCUUUUGAGAAAAGUGAUGUUGGACUGGGCAGAGGGGAACUUAUGGAAGGACAGGUUCACCUUUGUGUUUUUCCUCACGGUCUAUGAAAUGAACAGUGUCACAGAGACCAGCUUACCCGAGCUCCUCUCCAGGGACUGGCCUGAGUCCUCAGAGAAGAUGGAAGACAUUCUUUCCCAGCCAGAGCGAAUUCUCUUGAUCAUGGACGGCUUUGAGCAGCUGAGGCUUGACUUGGACCAGGAGGCCGACCUGUGUGGUGACUGGAGGCAGCGGCUGCCGUUGCCCGUUAUCCUGAGCAGUUUGCUGCAGAGGAAGAUGCUUCCGGAGUGCUCCCUGCUGCUCGCGUUAGGACAGGUGGGUAUGCGGAAGAACUACUUUUUGCUGCAGCGUCCCAAACUCAUCAAGCUCUCGGGUUUCACUGAACCUGAGAGGAAGAUGUAUUUCUCCUGCUUCUUUGGCGAGAAGAGUAAAGCCUCAAAAGUCUUUAAUUUUGUCAGAGAGAUUGGACCGCUGUUUAUCUUGUGCCAUAAUCCCUUUAUAUGCUGGUUGGUCUGUACUUGCAUGAAAUACAGGCUAGAGAGGGGAGAAGACCUUGAAAUAAACUCCCAAAACACCACCUCCUUACAUGCAUCCUUUAUAACCAACGUAUUCAAGGCGGGAAGUCAGAGUUCCCCACCUAAGUUGAACAGAGCCCGACUGAAAAACCUGAGCGCUUUGGCUGCAGAGGGACUGUGGACACACACGUUCGUAUUUUGCCGUGAGGAUCUCCGGAGGAACGGGUUGUCUGAGUCCGAGGGCUGGAUGUGGGUGGGCAUGAACCUCCUGCGGAGGUCAGGUGACCGUUUCACCUUCAGCCACGUGUGCAUCCAAGAGUUCUGUGCUGCCAUGUUCUAUUUGCUCAGGGGACCCAAAGACAGUCCCAACCCGGCCGUCGGAAGCGUAACCCAGCUUGUGAGAGCGAGCGUGGCUCGACCUCAGAACGUCCUGACCCAGAUGGGGGUGUUUGUGUUUGGAGUUUCCUCGGAAGAGAUCGCUGGCAUGCUGGAGGCAUCCUUCGGUUUUCCGCUGUCCAAAGACCUCCAGCAGGAAAUAGCCCAGUGCCUUCGAGGUUUCAGUCAGCGUGAAGCCGACAGGGAAGCCAUAGGUUUCCAGGAGUUAUUCAGCUGUUUAUUUGAAACUCAGGAGGAAGCAUUUGUCACACGAGUGAUGAGUUUCUUCGAAGAAGUGUACGUUUAUAUCGCGAACAUAGAACACCUGGUGAUCGCGUCCUUCUGCGUGAAGCGCAGUCACAACCUCACCACCCUUCGCCUGUGUAUGGAGAACAUCUUUCCCGACGACUCGGGAUGUGCCUCAGAACACAAUGAGAAGCUCAUGUACUGGCGGGAGCUUUGCUCAAUGUUCAGUAACAACAAGAACUUCCAGGUGUUAGACGUGGAGAACACCAGCUUCGACGACGCCUCCCUGGCCGUUCUUUGCAAAGCGCUGGCUCGGCCCGUUUGUAAACUCCAAAAACUCAUGCUUACUUUUAUGUCUAACUUUGGACAGGAUUCAGGAUUGUUUAGGGCUGUUCUUCACAACCCUCACCUGAAAAUGCUGAGCCUGUAUGGCACUAGCCUCUGCCACAGCGAAGUCAAGUACCUGUGUGAGACUCUGAAGCACCCAGUGUGUAAGAUACAGGAGCUGAUACUGGGAAAGUGUGACCUCUCCCACGAAGCUUGUGAAGACAUCGCCUCUGUCCUGGCCUGCAACACCAAGCUGAAACUUCUCUCCUUGGUAGAAAACCCCUUGAGGGAUGAAGGCAUGCUGUUUCUGUGUGAAGGCCUGAAGCACCCCAACUGUGCCCUGGAGAAGCUGAUGUUGAUGUACUGCUGUCUCACCUGUGUGUCCUGUGAGGCCAUUUCCGAAGGGCUUGCGCGCAGUAAAUCCCUGUCCCUCCUCGAUCUGGGGUCCAAUCAUCUGGAAGACAGCGCGGUGGCCUUGCUGUGCGAAGCGCUGAAGCACCCGGACUGUAGCAUACGGGAGCUGUGGUUGAUGGCCUGUUUCCUCACUUCCGAUUCCUGUAAGGACAUCGCUGAUACCCUCAUCUGCAAUGAAAAACUGAAGAUCCUGAAACUUGGGCAUAAUGAGAUAGGAGACGCUGGUGUCAGACAGUUAUGUGAAGCUUUGAAGCAUCCUAACUGUAAAUUAGAGUGUCUUGGGCUGCAAACAUGUCGGAUCACCCACGCCUGCUGUGAAGACCUCGCCGCGGCACUGAUCGCCAGCAAAACGCUGAGGAGCCUGAACCUUGACUGGAUCACCUUGGACCCCGAGGGGGUGGUGUUGCUGUGUGAGGCUCUGAGCCACCCGGACUGUGCCCUGCAGAUGCUGGGGCUGCAGAAAUCCGCCUUUGAUGAAGAAUCUCAGAAGAUGCUGACGGCUCUGGAAGAAAAAUGUCCCCACCUGAGCAUUGCACAUGAACCUUGGGUUGACGAGGAAUACAGGAUCAGGGGUGUGAUCCCCUGAUGGAGCACGCCCUGAAGUAGUCUUCUCACAAAGGCUCUCCUCGAUCACCACGGGCACUUCUCCCUGUAACUGCAUGUCCUGGCAGCAGGGCUGUGACUUCAGGGCUGUUCCCUGACAGGUUCUAGCAGGAUGAUUACGGAGUGUGCUUCAGUAGGUGUGUGCUGAUUGUCUUGGCCUAGGUCCUAUAUUCCCUUAUCUUUAGAAAUCCUGUCCUACUGUGUGAUACUUAGAAAAACAAGUACAUUAAAUGAGUGCUAGAGGCUCUGGAGAGCACGGCUUUAUUUUCUUAGCGGUGUCCUGGUGUGGAGGACCACGGAUCUGCAAGCACCACCAUCCUGAUUCUUCUGACGUAGAAGCCACGCUACAAUGUGUCUAUAGAUUGUAUUGCGAGCACCCGAACUUUCUAGUUUGUCCAGAUUUAGAUUUGAUCAGUUUUCUU
Molecule: messenger RNA, 4286 nt
Organism: Callithrix jacchus (white-tufted-ear marmoset)
Lineage: Eukaryota; Metazoa; Chordata; Mammalia; Primates; Cebidae
Gene: NLRP9
Product: NLR family pyrin domain containing 9
Biological process (GO): regulation of inflammatory response
Cellular component (GO): cytoplasm; canonical inflammasome complex
Source: RefSeq, a predicted model, not a curated record